AUGGACGAUAAGGACUGGCCGUUGCAGCCGUUCAACGAAGCAGUCGAGUCAUCGGACCUCAGAAGAGAAUGGGAGGAAUGGCAUCGUUCAUUCGAGCUAAUCCUUGAGAUGAAACGUAUCGAGUGUCAGCACGAGAAGCUCGUGUUGUUACUAGCCCGAGGAGGACGCGGAUUACAGCGCAUUUUUUACAAUUUGCGUCCGGUAGCAGAGGAGAUAUACCCUGAACCGGUUCCGGUGCCGUUGAUACCAAAGGAAACUCCCGAAUACGACAAUGCUGUCUUGAGGUUAAGUAAAUUUCUCAUCGGUAAACGCAAUGUUCGGAUUGAACUGGAACUGUUUCGUACGCUCAAACAAUCGGAAUCUGAGUCGUUCAGUCAAUUUUUGUUGAGGUUGCGUACGCAGGCGGCACGCUGCGAAUUUCAAGAGCGCGAGGAAAUCGAGAUUCUUCAGCAGGUGACUGUAGGAGCAUUUGAUGAGCGGGUCCGAGAUAAAGGGCUCGAAGGGACAUUCAACCUCGACGCGAUCACCAACUACGCUAUGAACAGGGAGAUGCUUCUUAAGCAGAAAGAGAAAGCGAAGACUUUGAAGGAGGAACCAGCCGUAGUAGUGGCGGUGAAGCUGGAGCGGAAUGCAAGGACUGCUUUCAGAGGAAAAAUCAGAACCCGGCCAUUCCAGUCUGGACCUAGACCAACCGGUGGCGAAUGCAAUCGGUGUGGUUCAUACCGCCAUUCGAAUGAUCACGUGCGUUGCCCAGCUAAGAAAGCCCGUUGCAAUAACUGCGGAAAGAUCGGCCACUUCGGUAGGAAAUGCCGAGGCGGUUAUAAACGCUUUGGUCGUCGCGAGACCUGGAAGAAACCGAAGGAAGAAGCCAACGUCGUUACCUCCGAAGAUGACUGGAAUGAAGAGCUACCUCGCCGUCCGGUUCCGGAAGACAUUCAGCAGGUCUCUUCUUCCCCUCGGAACAAUGGAAUCAUAACUUGUCUGGUCAACAAUUUCCCCGUCGAUUUUCUCAUUGACUCUGGGGCAGCGAUUAAUACAAUUACCGAGGAGGUUUGGGCUGAACUACAGAGGAACAAUGUUGAUGUUGUUAAACGAAACGCUCAAGGGGAUCGUCAGUUCUCGUCUUAUGCCAGUGAGAAACCCCUCCGUGUUCUAGCUACUCUUGAGUCCAAAAUUUCCAUCAAUCCCUCGAAACCGAUUACCUAUGCGGAGUUCUUCGUCAUACAAGGGGCCAACCGUUCGUUAUUGAGCAAAACAACAGCUGAAGAGCUGAAUGUGUUGAAAGUCGGCCUAGAUGUCCAUCAGGUAGAGGAAACUGUAAACCCUUUUCCGAAGUUCCCCAAUGUGCAAGUGAAGCUGUCAGUGGAUCCUUCAAUUCCACCCAAAAAGGUUGCAUAUCUCAGGAUUCCAGAACCUAUGAAAGAUAAGGUUGAUGAGAAGAUUCAGGAGAUGCUCCGACAGGACAUUAUUGAACCGGUUCGAGGUCCACCUGAUUGGAUUUCACCAUUAGUGAUCGUUCCCAAAGGAAAAGGAGACGUACGACUCUGCGUGAACAUGAGGUUUCCGAAUCAAGCGAUUCAAAGGGAGCACUAUCCAAUCCCGGUGAUUGAUACCGUUUUGAACGAACUCCGGGGGUCAACGGUUUUCUCACGGCUAGACAUGACCUCCGCCUAUUAUCAUCUGGAACUUCAUCCUGAUUCCCGUAACGUCACAACAUUCAUGUCAAACCGAGGAUUAAUGCGUUUCAAGCGGCUCAUGUUCGGGAUAAACUGCGCUCCCGAAAUAUUUCAACGGGUGAUGACGGAAAUGUUGGCGGGAAUCGAUGGAGUCGUGGUUUAUAUAGAUGACGUCGUAGUUGCCGGAAGAACUCUGGAUGAACAUGACAUGAGGCUGCAGAAAGUACUAUCGGUAUUGGAGAGCAACAAUGCGAAGCUGAAUCUCGAGAAAUGCGUAUUUCGCGUUACAGAGCUGGAAAUUCUGGGGUUCAAAGUAAAUGCCCUCGGAAUCCGCCCAUCUGAGGAGAAGAUUGCUGCAAUUCGGAACUUUCGCCUGCCGGAAACGAAAGAGGAGGUCCGGAGCUUUCUGGGGCUCGUGAAUUUUGUGGGCCACUUCAUUCCAGAUCUAUCAACCCGCACGGAACCGCUUCGUAAAUUCAUUCGUGGAGAAAUCGUAACCUUUGGGGAAAACCAGAAAGCAGCAUUUGACGAUCUUCGCAACGAGCUAACAACAAAAGUGAGGCAAUUAGGUUUUUUCGAUCCCAAGGACACGACAGAGCUUUACGUGGAUGGCUCUCCAGUAGGCUUGGGGGCAGUGCUUAUCCAGCGUGACAAGGCGCAGUGGCCCAGAAUCAUAAGCUUCGCCUCAAAAAGUCUGACGAAUGCUGAACGUUUGUAUCCUCAGACACAGCGUGAAGCAUUAGCCGUAGUGUGGGCUGUGGAAAAGUACUAUCUGUACUUGUUUGGACUCCGCUUCACAGUAUUUACGGACCAUAAAACUCUCGAAUAUAUGUUCGAGGGGAAGUAUCGUGAUGGCAGGCGAGCGUGUUCGCGAGCACAGGGCUGGGCUUUGCGGCUCCAGCCUUAUGACUUUCAGAUCAAGCAUAUCCAGGGAGCAAAUAACAUUUCAGAUGUCCUAUCUCGUCUGUGCACUACUGAAGAUGCGCCAUUUGACGAGUCAUCUCAGCACUUUCUCUGUGCUGUAGGAGAAUCACCGGAUGCCAUUACUCUAGAAGAAAUCCGCACUGAGACGGCACGUGAUCCAACCCUCACCGGAGUUGUCGAAGCCAUGAAAACUCAGAAUUGGCCAUCGGAUCUGUUUCGAUUCCAAGCUUUCAGCAAAGAAUUAGGGUUGAUUGAUGGUAUCGUGGUACGUGAGGACAGAAUCGUCUUACCGUUGAAGUUGCGUCGGCGGGCAUUGGACAUCGCGCACCGAGGACACCCCGGAAUCGUAGCAAUGCGCCGCAAUUUGCGACAAUACGUGUGGUGGCCGUGUAUGGACAAGGAAGUUUGCAGUGCUGUAACAGAAUGUGUUGGAUGUACUGCAGUUAGCGGUCUCAAUCCACCUGAACCAAUGAGUCGUAAAAUGAUGCCGGAGAGGGCUUGGCAAGAGAUAGCCAUUGACUUUCUGUCCGCCAAAGAGUUCGCUACUUUCUUGGUUGUGGUGGAUUAUUACAGCCGGUAUCUUCACGUGAUAGAAAUGAAGAGCACGACUGCGACGAGGACGAUUGAAGCGCUCAUGAGGAUUUUUAAAGACCACACGUUCCCUGAAUCUAUUCGCUCGGACAAUGGGCCACCAUUCUCAAGCGAAGAAUUCUCUCAGUUCUGUGCCAGUAAAAACAUCAAAUUGGUGAAAGCCAUACCAUAUUGGCCUCAAAUGAAUGGCCUGGUUGAACGCCAGAACCAGGGCAUUCUGAAGGCUCUACGGAUUUCCAAAGCUCUUAAAACUGAUUGGCGGAAGAGCUUGGAGGACUACGUGUAUAUGUACAAUACCACCCCUCACACGGUUACCGAGAAACCUCCCCUGGAACUGCUAACUGGGCGUCCGGUCAAAGACCUGUUGCCUUCCCUGCGGACAGAUCCCCAUUGGCAACGAGACGAAACCAUACGAGAAAACGACGCGAUGAAGAAAAUGCAGGGUAAGCUUUAUGCCGAUCAUCGCCGACAUGCUAAGGAAUCGGACAUCUCCAUCGGGGAUAUAGUGAUGCUGAAGAGCUACGAGUCCGGAAAGCUUGAAUCGACUUUCAAGAUGGAGAAGUUCACGGUUCUGGAGCGAACCGGUACUGAUACAGUUGUUGUCAACAAAGACGGAGUGAAAUACCGGCGUCCGGUUGCCCACUUGAAAAAGUGGCCAUCUCCAUCGUUACCUUCCACCACCUCUGAUUCUUCCACAGGUUCCCAUAAAACCUCGGAGCAGGACGUCUUGAACCAUGAACCCAAGGAUGUGGAGCUUCCUCAAACUUCGUCGCCUAUGUCUGCACCGAACCUAGCAGAGAGAAAGGAGGAUGAUCGGCAGACAACGUGUUCAUCACGGAAGCGUGUCAACCACUCAGAGAAUGAUGCAAACCAGGAUCAGCGGGAUGUACGCGCAAAAGUGGAACAUGCAAAUCUCCCAGCGCAGACGGGAUCGCGGCGAGUGCCGGAGCUGUCGUAA
Molecule: messenger RNA, 4149 nt
Organism: Aedes albopictus (Asian tiger mosquito)
Lineage: Eukaryota; Metazoa; Arthropoda; Insecta; Diptera; Culicidae
Exons: 3
Coding region: 1-4149 (1382 amino acids)
Biological process (GO): DNA integration; proteolysis
Molecular function (GO): aspartic-type endopeptidase activity; zinc ion binding; nucleic acid binding
Source: RefSeq, a predicted model, not a curated record